Oncorhynchus gorbuscha (pink salmon) is the source of this 2499-nucleotide messenger RNA. Its product is annotated as LIM and calponin homology domains-containing protein 1-like. Bases 314 to 1456 code for a protein of 380 amino acids. The transcript is spliced from 14 exons. The record is from RefSeq and is a predicted model, not a curated record. Lineage: Eukaryota; Metazoa; Chordata; Actinopteri; Salmoniformes; Salmonidae.
CCCUGUGAAAGCUGUCUCUCCUGUCCCUGUGAAAGCUGUCUCUCCUGUCUCUGUGAAAGACGUCUCUCCUGUCUCUGUGAAAGCUGUCUCUCCUGUCUCUGUGAAAGAUGUCUCUCCUGUCUCUGUGAAAGACGUUUCUCCUGCCUCUGUGAAAGCUGUCUCUCCUGUUUCUGUGAAAGACAUCUCUCCUGUCUCUGUGAAAACUGUCUCUCCUGUCUCUGUGAAAGCUGUCUCUCCUGUCUCUGUGAAAGACGUCCUCCUUCCAGCCCCCGUCAUAGUUGACACCCCAACAGUGAUUGGCCCUUAUGAGGGCAUGAAGCCAGGGUGUACCAAAACGGCUACUCCACUUCCUGAGUUGAAAGUUGAGGUGAUGAAAAAACUGUCCCCAGACAGUGGUGUCCCGUUGAAAGACGUCCCCCCAGUCCCCUCUGUAUUAGUGUCCCCUGUCCCAUAUAACCCAGUGAAGAAGAAUCCUGCCACAGUGGACACACUGACAGCCCUGUCUGACACACUCAUCUCCUUCGACACAGGUUCAUCCAGAGUGCACGGUGAGCCGAUCCCUCAGCACAUGACUGAUGAUCUCCUCUCUCUCACUAAUGGUCUAAAACAGGAGUUGGUAAAGCCCAUCCCUCCCAUCCCAGGAUCUUGGAGUCAGGAGCUUCUCUAUGGAUCAGACAGGCUCAGUUAUGCCGAGUCCGGGGAGGAAGAGGAGGAGCCGAGAGACGAAAAGCCAGAGGACACACACAGAGAUAUUGACAGUCCGACCCCUAGUACUGACUCCAGUGUAAAUGAAAAUGUGUUGGAGGACCUUGAAGACGACUUUAUCCCCAUCAACACGAACACAACAAGACAUACGUGGAAGAGGUCCUGGGACGUCAACCCUAUCACUACCACAGACAAGAGUGAGGAGGAGGAGCCUGAGGAGCAGGAUCCACAGGUGUCCCUGGUUACGGUUCAGAAACAGUCAUCUGACAGUGAAUCACCAUGGGAUAGAUGGAGUGCACCAACUGUCUGUAAAGAGAAGAGAGACCCAGAGCCUUCAAUGGACCGUUCUAGCUCCUACUCCAGGACCUUGGACAGUUCUGCCAACCAGAGACCCACGUCACCAGACACCGAGUCCAAGAAGGGUUUUGUGUACCUGAAGGAGUACGUCAACGCUACAGACCUAACCAAGCACAACGCCAGAGACGUUCCUGACUAUGUAACGUCUAGUUCUACCAGCCAUUCCUACAGCAGCCCCUCUUACACCAGGACUACCACGACGUCUGCCUGUACGUACUGUGGAGAGCAGGUGGGCAACGAUGCCAAGAUCACCAUCGAGCACCUCAACAUCUCCUGCCACCCAGCCUGCUUCAAGUGUGGUGUAUGCAGUAAGCCAAUGGGAGACUUUCUGUACAACAUGUUCCUGCACAAAGGGACAGUCCACUGUGAGAGCUGCUACUCCAACGUCUUGUAGAUUGCUUCUUCCCCUCGUCUCCUCGUCUCUUUUCCUUCAUGGCCACAGAGGUGACAAGACUGGAUGGCUGAUAUAACUGCUCUCUCCUAUCAAGACCUGUCGUCUGCUAACAGACAGGGAACACUGCACCUUUCAUUUGACAGGAAUUUCUGUGUGUCUCAUUUUGUUUUCAGACCUUUGUUUGGGUCCUACUGAAUUGAAUGAGGUUAACAAUGAAAUACUAUGGGAGUUAUUCUAUGGUUUAGGGUUGGUAAAGAUAAUAAUAUGAUCAUAUUACUGAUAUAGUUUAAUCUUCCGUCCGUUUCAAUGUCCACUUUUUUGUUUGUUGCCUUUUUCUCCUUAAAGGCCCAGUGCAGUCAAAAACAUGAUUUCCUGUGUUUUAUAUUUCCACACUAUGAGGUUGGAAAAAUACCGUGAAAUUGUGAAAAUUAUGAUAAUUCCCUUUUAGUGUAAGAGCUGUUUGAAAAGACCUGUUCUGGUGGGAUGGGGUUUAGGACUGUCUGGUGACAUCAACAGGCUGUAUACGUUAAUGGACCAAUAACAAAUAGAGUUUCAAACCUCUUUGCGAAUAACAGCUAGUUUUCAUGUGAGAUAUCCCUCCCAUUAGGCUCGUCCAGUUAGGACUCAGACCAGUCCCAGACAGUCCGAGCUAAAUUCUUGCUUGAGAAAUGGCUCUUUGCUAAGAAGCAAUUUUUAUUUUAGACCAUCUUAAAUUGAAAUCAAUCACAGUAAGAUACUUAAAUUGUUACCCAGAAAUGGUUUGAUAUUGAGAUAAAAAGGGCUGCAUUGUGCCUUUAAUGUUGUAACUUGGUGAAUGUAUUGUGAAAUAUGAAGAUACUGUAUGUAAAAGUCUCUAAAUAUUAUAACGUAAUGACAAGAUUUAACUGGGAACUGGAUAUGUAGAUUGGCAGUUGGGUACAAUUUUCUACUUUCAGUCUUGACUAUGCAAAGAAAAUAACUACAGAUUUUUGAUCAAAUUUUUAUUUUUUAAAUUGUUUUUGACUCAGAAAAACAAUAAAAUUGAUUUAUAUAAACAUGAUAAA